Molecule: messenger RNA, 1044 nt
Organism: Rotaria sp. Silwood1
Lineage: Eukaryota; Metazoa; Rotifera; Eurotatoria; Philodinida; Philodinidae
Source: the annotation of a GenBank genome assembly
AUGGGUUCUCUUGCGAAAUAUUGUAAAUCUCUAGAAAUAUCGUUUACAAAAAUUGAAGAUUUACCUAAAGAAAUUUUUCUCGAAAUUUUUGACUAUAUUGAAUAUAAUUAUUUAUGCGAUGCAUUUUCAAAUUUGAAUAAUCGGCUUCAAAAUCUUCUCAAGUAUCUAUCUCUUCGAUUAAAACUUAAAAUUGGUCAUCAACCGGAAUUUGCAGUUCAAAACUGUUAUACAAAAUUUAUUAUUUCAAAUAAACAUCGAAUAGUUUCUCUUUAUUUACAUGAUCAUUUGGAUAUCAUUAGUCAGUCAUCAUCAAAUAAGAUUGAUUCAUCAUUUAGUCGUAUUGAAUCACUUAUUCUCGAUCAAGUUCCAUGCAAAGAAUGGAUUUUGAUUUUUCCUAUUUUGACAUCUCUACCUCGUCUGUUUUCGAUAACUAUUAACCUUAUUGGUAUUUCAAUUGAUCUUACUGAAAUAUAUCGUCUGAUAUUUCUUUUACCAUAUUUGAAAAAAGUUGAACUUUCAACAAGAAGAAAUUCAUUAAUUAUAUCAUUACCAAUUAAUACAUAUGAACAGUAUAGUCAUAUUAAACAUUCAAUCAUUAAACAUGUUUGUCAUCUUAAAGAACUCAUUGCUUUACUUUCCUAUACACCUCUACUUACUCAUUUGACUUGUCUUGAAUUAUCCAAACAGUAUCAAGAUAUUCAAAGAAUAGAAUCAAUCAUGAUACCGAAUUUAACUAGGAUGACAUUAAAUAUGUGUUGCAUACAAUUCGAUGAAUUUGAAGUUUUUAUCGAAAAAAUAUGUAAGCAACUUCGAAUUUUAAAUAUCGAUAAAAUUCAAGAUGUAGAUUAUCUCAAUGCUAUUCGAUGGGAACAAUUUAUUUCAAAACAUAUGCUUUAUUUACGUAUAUUUAAAUUAGAAUAUGACGAAUAUCAUUAUCAACCUCUGGAAUUAACUUCAUAUCAUAGUCAACUUAAUCAAUUUACUUCAUCAUUUUCGAUUAAUCGAGGAUGGUUCUUUCAAAUAGCAGCUGAUAUAGAUUAUUGA